Messenger RNA from Phoenix dactylifera (date palm), 2272 nucleotides. Its product is annotated as tRNA synthetase class II (D, K and N) family protein. Gene Ontology annotation, biological process: aspartyl-tRNA aminoacylation. Gene Ontology annotation, molecular function: nucleic acid binding; ATP binding; aspartate-tRNA ligase activity. NCBI's taxonomy places the organism in Eukaryota, Viridiplantae, Streptophyta, Magnoliopsida, Arecales, Arecaceae. The record is from RefSeq and is a predicted model, not a curated record. Gene Ontology annotation, cellular component: mitochondrion; cytoplasm.
UAAUAUCUAAUCCGGAGGCCACCGCUCAUCAUCCAUGGCUUCCGUCCUACGCGUCGCGCCUUUCCUCUCCCCUCGCCUCGCCCGUCUCGCUCGCUUCCCCCGCGCACUCCCUUCAAGAUUUCCGAUUCGAAGAGUCUUCGCUGCCUCUCGCUUCUCCUCCACCUCGCCGUCUUCGGUCUCCGCUCUUCCUUCGCCGCCGCCGGAAACCCUACCUUCCGAUCGCCGGUCCGAAGCUCCGACGAGUUCUCCGCUGCAAUGGGUCUCAAGAACCGCGUUCUGCGGCGACCUCGGGGUUGAGGACGUCGGGAGGCGCGUCCGGCUCUGCGGCUGGGUAGCCCUCCACAGGGUUCAUGGCGGCCUCACCUUCCUCAACCUCAGGGAUCCCUCUGGGAUCGUUCAGAUUACGACGCUUCCUGAUGAGUUCCCGGAUGCCUAUUCUACUGUGAACAAGCUGAGGCUUGAGUAUGUAAUCGCUGUCGAAGGGAUUGUCCAGCCUCGGCCAAAAGAAUCUGUAAAUAAUAAGAUGAAGACUGGGGCUAUAGAGGUUGCUGCAGAGCAUGUUAUAGUAUUAAAUUCUGUAAAUCGUGCAUUGCCUUUUCCUGUUACUACUGCAGACGAUGUAAAAGAUAUUAUUACGGAGGAGAUCCGUUUGAGAUACCGGUUCCUUGAUUUACGUCGGCAACAAAUGCAAUCCAACCUGAGGUUGCGGCAUAGGGUGGUCAAGGUACUUCGGCGCUAUUUAGAGGACAAACAUGAUUUUGUGGAGAUUGAGACUCCAAUACUAUCUAGAUCCACACCUGAAGGUGCCCGGGACUAUCUCGUACCGUCACGUGUUCAGCCAGGGACAUUUUAUGCUUUACCUCAAAGUCCACAAUUGUUCAAGCAAAUGCUGAUGGUCUCUGGAUUUGAGAGAUAUUAUCAGAUAGCAAGGUGCUUCCGUGAUGAAGAUCUAAGAGCAGAUAGGCAACCUGAGUUUACACAGCUAGAUAUGGAAUUGGCUUUUACACCUUUGGAAGAGAUGCUGAAACUUAAUGAGGAUUUGAUAAGACAUCUCUUUCAAGAGGUAGCCGGUAUACAACUUCCGAAUCCUUUUCCAAGGCUUACAUAUGCUGAAGCAAUGAGUCGAUAUGGGUCGGAUAGGCCAGAUCUUCGCUUUGAUUUGGAACUAAGAGAUGUUAGUGACAUUUUUUCAGGAAGUAAUUUCAAGGUUUUUGCGGAUUCAUUAGAAAAUGGAGGCACUAUAAAAGUGUUAUGUUUGCCUUCAGGUGCCAAAAAGUUUUCAAACACAGCCCUCAAGAAGGGUGAUAUCUAUAAUGAGGCAAUUAAAGCUGGAGCAAAGGGUUUGCCAUUUCUCAAAGUUUUGGAUAAUGGUGAGCUUGAAGGAAUCCCUGCUUUAACAUCAAGUCUAGAACCUGAAGAUAGGGCACAGUUGCUGAAACGUUGCUCUGCAGAGGCAGGUGAUCUUAUUUUGUUUGCAGUAGGUCACCAUACAAUGGUUAACAAGACACUUGACAGACUCAGAUUAUUUGCUGGCCAUGGAAUGGGGUUAAUUGACUGUUUCUCGCAUUCGAUUCUGUGGAUAACAGACUUUCCAAUGUUUGAGUGGAAGGAGUCAGAACAGAGACAUGAGGCUCUCCACCACCCUUUCACUGCACCAAAUCCUGAAGACAUGGAUGAUCUCUCUUCAGCUCGUGCUUUGGCUUAUGACAUGGUCUAUAACGGGGUUGAGAUUGGUGGGGGAAGUUUGAGAAUAUAUAAACGUGAAAUACAAGAAAAAGUUUUGGAGAUUGUCAGUAUCUCCCCUAAGCAGGCUGAAGAAAAAUUUGGUUAUCUACUGGAGUGUCUUGACAUGGGGGCUCCUCCACAUGGUGGAAUUGCCUAUGGUUUGGAUCGGCUGGUGAUGCUUUUGGCUGGUGCAAAUUCUAUUCGAGAUGUUAUAGCUUUUCCAAAGACCACAACUGCCCAAUGUGCACUUACUAAAGCACCAUCAAAGGUUGACCCAGGGCAGCUGAAGGACCUGUCAUUGGCUGCCUCAUAGAACAUGAUAUUAUACGGUUUUCACUAGUUUGUUUUAUUCUUGUUCUGUAAUAUAAUUGUUAUAACUAGAUGCCAUCAUAUGAGAGGUCAAAGCUUUUUUUUUUUGGCGCGUUCAUAUAUUUUUAAGAGGGUGAACCAUUUUCAUGCUGGGUAGGAGGGCUUUUGUUGUGAGAAUGGCAGCUACAGAAUCAUUCCUUUCUAUUUAUUAAGAUAUUAAUUUGUGCUUCUUUAUUGA